AUGGAGUUGGUAAUACUGAAAGCUCGAGCCCAACUGAAUCGUCUCGUGUCGUCCGAGAGGCGCAAGGGCAGUAAAAGGGGGGAGGUCGAGGGAGGGGACGACGGGGCGCGGGCGGUGGGGCGCGACCGCGGCAUGGCGCCCGCCGCGCCCGCGCCGGCGUCCGACGCUACCUGGCUGAACGCCACCCUCGCGUACAACCUCACGAGGCUCAACGUAACCUUCGACUCAGACUACGAGCUUCUCAAUGCCAGCUCCCCAGAUGAACAUAAUAUACAUUGGUUCUGCGCUAAGUGGACUAGUGCGCAGCAGGAUCUCUUUCAAGCAGCAAACCUGUGUUUCGCGAUCGCGUUCCUAGCGCCGAAGAGCUUCAAGCAGAGCAUUCUCGUGCUGCGCGCGCUGGCCGCGGCGGGCGCAGUGUUGAUGGGCAUGUGGGCUGGCGCCGAGGUGUGCGCGCCCGACGUGCUAGCCUGGAGCCUCGCUCUCGUGCUCGUCAAUUCUAUACACACUAUAUUUUUAAUAAUAAGGUUUCUUCCACCUGCGUUGUCACUAGAGCUGACAGACUUAUACCUGAAAUUGUUCAAGCCACUGAAAGUAAACAAGAAGCACUUUCAAGAGUUAACUCGGGAGGCGCGCAUAGUUCGGCUCGAGCCGGGGGAAGCAUAUGCGGUGGAAGAUGUCACGCCCGCUGAUGAGAGGCUGUCCAUACUAAUGAAGGGAAAAAUGCGUGUGAGUUGCGACGAGACGCAUCUGCAUUACAUCCAGCCUUACCAGUUCGUGGACUCACCAGAGUGGGAGGCCAACCGGGAGCAGUCCGACGAUGUCUUCCAGGUGACGGUGAUCGCAGAAGAGGUAUGCACGUGCAUCUGCUGGCCGCGCAUGCGCCUGGAGCGGGUCCUGCGUCACCGGCCGGCCCUUAAGGUCGUGCUUGACUGUCUCAUAGGUAAAGAUAUAACUCACAAACUGUAUUCAGUGAGCGAAGGGCUCAGCGCUGGCGGUUCAGGCGACCGUGAAAGUGCGUCUGCGCAUCUGACGCGCUCCGCCAGUGUGGACGCCGUGCACGAAGGCACCCGGGGUCGUCUGAGGAGUCUUGCAUGGAGAGCACGAAGCUCUGCGCCCAAGGGAAAUUCAUACUGGCAGCCGCUAAUAGCUCGGCAGUUCCUUCAAAAGUCGCCAUUUGGGCGUGUCAUAUCACAACCGCCGCGGCUGCUCACGCAGGUGUCUUCCGCCAGCUUGCAACCUCCAGCGCCCGCGCGCCGGCGCAGUCCUCCGCGGCGGUCGGCGUCGUUUCGGCGAGGCCGUGAGGUUAAGUUCGCAGAGACGCCAGCUGCGCCCGAGCAGGCUGUGUGA
Amyelois transitella is the source of this 1347-nucleotide messenger RNA. Its product is annotated as blood vessel epicardial substance-like. The transcript has 7 exons. Lineage: Eukaryota; Metazoa; Arthropoda; Insecta; Lepidoptera; Pyralidae. Gene Ontology annotation, molecular function: cAMP binding. The record is from RefSeq and is a predicted model, not a curated record. Bases 1 to 1347 code for a protein of 448 amino acids. Gene Ontology annotation, cellular component: sarcolemma.